Messenger RNA from Ictalurus punctatus (channel catfish), 3818 nucleotides. It is a transcript of the gene nkrf, whose product is annotated as NFKB repressing factor. Gene Ontology annotation, molecular function: nucleic acid binding. Lineage: Eukaryota; Metazoa; Chordata; Actinopteri; Siluriformes; Ictaluridae. The record is from RefSeq and is a predicted model, not a curated record. Bases 113 to 2437 code for a protein of 774 amino acids. Gene Ontology annotation, cellular component: nucleoplasm; nucleolus. The transcript has 3 exons.
GGUGCGACUUUUAAAGCGUACCGGAGACGCGGUGCGGCUGCAGACUGGCUUCAUCCUCAGCAGCACAUAAACACACGGAAAUUCAACAACGUCAAGCUAUGGCCCACAACUGAUGCAGCGAGUGCUUGAGAUGGCAGAGGGGAUUCAUGUUGGCGAAAUGCCCUCGUAUGAACUAGUCUCAAGUGCUGAAGCAAAAAAGAGGCCGAAUUCAUCUGAUGGAAGAGAGGAACCCAUGAGGAAGAUGCCAGUGUCCAAAUUUGGCCCGAGACCACGAUUCGAGCCAGUACACUUUGUCAGUGGCAGCAGCAGCAACACCAGUGGAUUAGGGUUUGCUGAUGAAAAAGAAAACGAGAAAGAUCGAAGGAGCGGGGAGGUGAAUAGCAUAAGGCAGAGGGAGCCAGACCAACCACACAGCAGUAGCCAUGGUUAUGGCCCUCCUCCCUCCUCAUCAUUAUAUGGUUUUGACUCUUGGGCUGAUCGUAGAAGCAAGGACAUGUCCUUCAGCAACAAGAGCGGUUUUGGUUAUGGCAGCAGAGGGCCUACCUCAAACUUCAUGGGAAAAAUGCAACAGGAAUACACAGCAAGAUAUGAGGCACACAGUGCAAGACAGGCAAACUCACCUCCUCAGUCAAGCCGAUUUGAUAGCUAUUCAGGGGGAAGGCCUGGACGCUGGGAUUCUGGACGGCAUGGCUUGGGCUUUGGGCGUAAGGAUAGACCAUCAUCUAGCAAAGGUUUGACUAGAGCCUAUGACAGCCCAAGCAGAGCCAGUCCUGGCCUUCUCCCGACACCAUGUAUGCCAACCCCAGUUCCUCCAACUACCCUGGAUGAGAAGCAAAGGUUAAUUACCAGGGUUUUAUCUGCUGUAGCAGUUACACUCCGAGACCCUGCAUUCGUGGGCGGACCUGAUGGUCCAAAUUACAAUUUCAUCCUCAGCCGCAGCAUUCAGUCUUGUAAAACUAACCCUGAGUACAUUUAUGUUAACUUAAAAGAUAUUCCUCCAUCUGACCUUCCUAAGAACAAAAAAGUACCACCUGAGGGCUAUGCAUGUGAGUUGAGAUGUUCAGGUGUGUACCUUGCGACAGGCUACUCUGGCAGCAAGAAUGGUGCCAGGGACCGUGCAUCAGAGCAGGCUGUGAAGCUUUUCAUGAAACCAGUGGAGGUCCGUGUAGUGCAGCGUCUGUAUAAACGUAAUUAUGUCAAUGACUUGGUAGUGUGCCAGUUGAACACACCCACCCCUGCCUUAGUUCCGCCUCUACGUAACCCAGAGGACAGCCCACCACCCAGUACCAAGGGUCAGUAUGUGCCUGAUAAAAGCAAACAUUGGACAGAGUUUGUCAUCAUGGAAAAUGCCCAUGACGCCAUUUGCAUCCUCAACAAUUCUGCUGCCUAUAACCGUAUGAAAAUUGACUAUUCCUUUGAUCCAGUACCUAAUAGCAGCGCAUGGGUGUGUAGUGUAUACUUGCAAGGUGAACUUUUGGCUCAAGGCAGAGGGACAAAAAAGAGCUCUAAACACACUGCAGCUGAGGAGGCCGUAAAAAAGCUGCGAAUGAACCAGGCAGUUCGCCAACAGCAGGAACAACAGGAACAAUACCAACAGCAGCAGUUCUCUCAAGGAUACCCCAAUGUUGAUCAAACAGUUGGAAGUGUUGGCCAGUACGGUGGGCGAAAGAAACAUCUCAGUGAACUAGUUAUUCUAGAAAACUCUGAUAAUGCCAUUUGCAUCAUUAACGAUACUGCACAGUUUAACAAGGUGGCUGCAGACUAUAAAUUUACAGUGCUACCAGACCAUCGCUGGAGGUGCGAGGUCUAUAUCGAGGGUCAGUUUGUAGCCGAAGGCAUUGGUCCCAAAAAGACCGUCAAACACAUUGCAGCCGAGGAGGCCAUUGCCACUCUGAAACGUACACAAGCAGUGGUGAAGUCGAACCUUAGAAAGGAGGGCAACGUAGACGCCAUUUCCCGAAAUCAAAUUCUGGCUCGUGGUGGGGAGGAGGCCGCACAGCAGGAAAUAAAGGAAGACAAUAUUGGUAACCAGUUACUCCGUAAGAUGGGCUGGACAGGUGGUGGGUUGGGUCGAGAGGGAGACGGCAUAUCUGAACCAAUCAUGGUUAAGGAACAGUUUAGUAGAGAAGGACUCGGUAUGGACAUGGAAAAACAUGGUCAUUUGACGAAGCGUGAUAUCGAGGAAAUCAUACGCACUUAUGCUUGUUCAGAGCGCCAGGAUGACCUGCGAUUCUCCACCGAGCUCAAUAACGAAGAGCGUAAGCAAAUUCACCAGGUCUCCCAAAAAUAUGGGCUGCGGAGCAAAUCUUACGGCCAGGGAAGACACCGCUUCCUCGUGGUUAGCCGGAGAGUGCAAAAGGAUCAGCUGAUUGGUCAACUGCUGCAAGAGGGUCAGGUGGGACGAUACGAACUGGUAAAACCUCAGGCCCCUGAAUGACUAGACCUCAACGAACCCUACAUGUGAUUGCGACUGAGUAGAGCAAAUGUACAUAUGUCUAUUGGUUUCAAAAACAGUUUCAAAUGUAUUUUUCAAAAAAAAAAAAAAAACCGUGUCCACUAACAUCAGUUGCUUCUGUCUUCUUGGCAGAAGGAUCAUAUUCUAUUUAUGGCACACUCCUUCCCCCACUCAUGUAUUGCCAUAGAUUUUGAGGAUUAUAACUAAUUUGAGCAAGGCACUAUGUUAUACACAAGCGACUUACUAAGAUUAGUCCUAUCUUGUAUCCUGUCAUUUUUAUAGACAUAAAUGUUGGUAGUGAAUUCUAUGGCAGCAUGUACUAUAAAACAUUCCAUUUUCAUGAUGAACAGCAUGUCCUGUUCCUGUGCUGGACCAUUUACAUGCUAACCAAAACUGUAAUUAAAAUGCCAGAUCAUGAAAAGAAUUAUUGUUUCACAUUAGUCACAUUACAGUCAGGUAACUAUUGUUAGUGGUAUUGUAUACACCUAUGGUAUCAUUGAAAGCUAGUUAUCUUCCCUAGACCAAUGCCUGAGCAGCAUUUGUGCUUUGUUCACAAGGUUUGUUUUUUUUUUUUUUUUUUUUUUUUUGUGAGAUCUAUUGUGUCUGCUUGUUGUAUAUUAAAGAACAUAAUCUGGUCAAUAUCUCACUAGUUUAUUUAUUUUAUCGCUCUUGCUAUUCUACACACCCUCAGGUUAAGAAACUCACAGAUUAAUUUACUGUUUAUUUACAAGAAGUGAGAAAAUGUACAGUUUUACAUUGAGUACAAGUACAAAUCCAACUCAAACUCUGGAUGGGCAUUUGAAAAGUGAUGACCCUAAAGAAUUCAAAUGAAUAUCACAUAAAAGCAAACAGCAUCAUGCCCAGGCAAUGAAAUAAUUAAGCCAGAGGGAACCGCAAGAACUGAAGAAAAUGGCCAAAUAGUCAUGCAAUCGGGAUUGAACAAGUCAAAAUCAAUAGACUGGAAAUAUCAUUAUCAGUGUUUCAUAGCUCAGAUUCUAGGCUUGGGAUAAAGGCUUCUAAAAUGAAGGCAUAGCUCUUAUCAGCCAUUAUAUAUAUAUAUAUUUAUAUAUAUUUAUAUAUAUAUAUAUAAAAUUCAAAAAUUAGCACACUUUUUUUUUUGUACAUGAACUUGGGGAAAACAGUUGUAUUUCAAAUUAAAUCAACUCCCAUACAUUUUUAAAAAGAAAUUAAAACUUUUUUUGUAGCACAUCAACUUUAUAUAUAAACUGUUUUCAGAUUAUAAGUGUGAUAGCAUCUAAGUUUUAAAAUAAAGAAAUUUAGAUUGACAUGAUAUUCUGUACUUUGGCGUUCUUCCUCAAACACCUUGACAAUAAAACUGGACUGAGGUCAAUAAAAAAAAAAA